AUGCCGCCUCGCCGUCGGCCAGAUGUUCAGUCUCAAGGCUGGCAGCAAUGGUGGGUACUAGCACCUGCCCGUGAGCUGGACCCCGUGAUUCCGGUGUGUGUGGCAGGGAGGCCAUCGCAAUAUGCCGCCAGUGCAUAUUUCCGAAGGAAAUUUGCGGCACUAUUUCGUGAGUCAUCGCCGAAAUGCUUCUCGCAACGGAGACCGCCAGCAAGGUAUUGUCAGGAGUCAGCAUCCGUCACAUCCAGGGCCACGCAGGUGUGGCCAAGUCAGGAGUUCUCAAAGAUGGACGAGGAGCGGCAGUCACCGAUUCGCAGCUCUCUGCAGCAUGACGAGGGCAUGGCCCUUGCAGUUCAAUCUAUCCACAGACUCCGAGCUUCUGGCGGAAACCGGCGAGGAGUUGUGGGUGCCGGCAUGCCGACUCGCAAGGACCAGGGUCAGGUUGGAAGGAAGUGA
Symbiodinium necroappetens is the source of this 453-nucleotide messenger RNA. The record is from the annotation of a GenBank genome assembly. Lineage: Eukaryota; Dinophyceae; Suessiales; Symbiodiniaceae.